This is a messenger RNA of Drosophila takahashii, 783 nucleotides long. RefSeq lists its product as uncharacterized. The record is from RefSeq and is a predicted model, not a curated record. Lineage: Eukaryota; Metazoa; Arthropoda; Insecta; Diptera; Drosophilidae.
GUUCAUCAGCAUUUAGUUUGGUAAUCUAUAGAAAUCGUUGGAGAAUGUCGUAUUUUCGAAAUUUGCUGGACUCGCAGAAUGGCUGGACCCGACUUAAUCGGAAUAUCAAUGAAAUGAGGGGACUAACUAGCUGCUUUUAUUUCUUCAGCCUGAAAGCGGGCUGUAAGUUGAUAGCCGUUUUCGAGGCCUUGGUAAAUGUACUGCAAAUGUGCAGUAUUUAUAUGGCCCAAGUGGAGGUGAAGACCACAACGACGGAUUCUCCGGAUUUCCUGAUGGUCACAAGGGAACCAGAUGGGGAUAUGCUCGGGUCAAACACUGUGAUGCCUAUUUUUGAAGCCAAUCUAUAUUUCGACAAGGCUUUAAGUUCUCUGAUGGUUUUAAAGUCCUUACUGCUCUUUAUAGGAGCCGAAUGGGGUAACAUAUCCUGCCUAGUUCUUUGGCUUUGCAUUACUGUUAUAACAAUGAUGAUUGGCACUUUCAUUGAUAUUAUGAAUGAUUGCGAUUUGCUGAAAAUAUUCACGCGCACUAUAUCAAUUUUUUUCAAAAUCUAUUUCUGCGCAGUGGUUGCCUCCUUAGUUUUGAAAAUGCAGAACAGACUUCGCCGUAAUAAUCAGGAAACGGAAGUGGAAGUGCUUUUCACACAAGGCGAGGAAUAAUUCCAAGACAAUUUAAUUACGCCCCACAUUUAUAUUUUAAGUACAUCAAGCUUAUACUUAUAUUUUAAAAGCAACUACACAUAAGGAUUAUAAAGAAAAUACACUCGAAUAUGUUUUUGGCCAUUUU